This is a messenger RNA of Lathyrus sativus (Indian pea), 306 nucleotides long. NCBI's taxonomy places the organism in Eukaryota, Viridiplantae, Streptophyta, Magnoliopsida, Fabales, Fabaceae. The record is from the annotation of a GenBank genome assembly.
AUGCACAUUUUUCAGCUCUGGAUCUUCAUUCGCACAGAAUCCUACUCGUCCUCUUUACCUUUUGCUUACAAAACCCUCACUUGCACAAUCUUCACAUCUUCAUCAAUCAAGCUCUGCACCACACAAUCCUCACUUCUUCAUCAAUCAAGCUCGGUACUGCACCAUCCUCACAUCUUCAUCAAUCAAGCUUUGCACUACACAAUCUUCACAUCUUCAUCAAUCAAGCUUUUCACUCUUCAUCAUCUUCACCUUCAUCAAUCAAAAUUUCAUUCUGCAAUUUUGCAUCACAACAAGAACACACAAUAA